Messenger RNA from Anopheles darlingi, 5560 nucleotides. It is a transcript of the gene atk, whose product is annotated as protein artichoke. The transcript has 5 exons. NCBI's taxonomy places the organism in Eukaryota, Metazoa, Arthropoda, Insecta, Diptera, Culicidae. Bases 502 to 5328 code for a protein of 1608 amino acids. Gene Ontology annotation, molecular function: protein binding. The record is from RefSeq and is a predicted model, not a curated record.
AUUCGUUUAUACGGCGAGCACGUGUUGCCCAAACUUCCGCUCGAAUAAGCGAAAUGCUCUAAACGGUUUUCAACUGAAUACGUUAGUGUCUGCGUCCGUAUUCGGAGAGUUGGCGGGUCGAAAGUGAUCAUUGAAGAGUGAAAUUUCACGAUUCCGGUGGAGGAAAGUGAUGCACCGCCGUUUACUAGUGGACGGCGUUGAUUCAUUCAGAAAAUUCAAACCCACUAGCCCGGGCUCGAGAGCCACAAGAAAGUGUUGUCCGUUUAUAGCGUGUGUGGUGUUGUUGCGAUCGAGGAGAAAAACUGACCACCGAUUGGUAGUGUGCCCAGCGAGAGAGUAAAGGUUAUAAAAUACGAAGACAGUUAAAGAAUUUUCCUCCCAAAGAAGGACGUGACAAGCGCGCGCGUGUGUGUAUAGUAGCAAAGAGCAGAGCAAAGAUGAUUUCGGAAUUGUGAUUAUCAAGAGCUUAUAGGACUAGCAACUGGAAGCAGAAGAACUGUAAUGAUGUUCUCGAGGCGCGCUUUAGCCGCCAGCAGGACGCUUCUGAUUCUGGUAGUGUUGCUGACGAACAGCAUUGUAAUUGUGGGUGGGCAGCGUGACAGUGUAUGCCCUCCGCAGGAUAUUAUCCUUCCAUGCAGAUGCUCACAGCGAGGUAGCGAAGUGCAGAUAUGGUGUUCUCAUAGUGAUCUUCCUCGGGUGCUGAUGGGCCUGAAAGCCGUAUCGAAAUCCAUCAACCGACCAAUCGAUGAACUGAUCCUGGAAAAUAACUUUCUUCCAUCACUCCCGGGACGUACCUUUGCCCCACUCAACGUUCUUCGGUUAAUGCUGCGCCAUAAUGGCCUCGAGCGGCUAUCGAGUGGCUGGCUGAACGAUGUAGAUAGCAGCCUGGUAGAGAUCUUCAUAGUCGAACGCAGCUUGCGCAGCAUUCCGGUGGACAGUUUGAGUGGAUUGCGCAAACUGGAAGCGGUCACCAUCCAGAGUGAACAUCUGAAACGGUUGCCGGACUUUUCCGGCCUUUCGAAGCUUCGUUACAUUAACGUGCAGAGCGGAUCGCUGAUCGAGCUAGCACCACCGUACUUCCGUGGUCUCAUCUCCUUGGAAACGGUGCACGUGACGGGUAGCGCGAGCUUGACGCGUCUGGAAGCGGGCCUGCUCAACGAUCUGCCCAAACUAACGCUCAUUGACCUUUCGGAGAAUGGCAUUAGCUGGGUGCAUUUGCGGACGUUCGUGGGAUUGCCGUCCCUGAGGACGAUGCAGCUAAGCGGAAAUAAGAUUACCGAUGCGGGAAUGAUUGGCCGUGCGAUCAAGGACCUGCAUACGCUGCAGAUCCUGAAGCUCGAUCGCAACAUGAUAUCGAAGCUGGGCGAAGGCAGCUUCGUUGAUCUGCCCUCACUCAAGGAGCUGUACCUGAACGACAAUGGCAUCACGGAAAUCUUCCACGGAGCGUUCCACCGGACUCCGAGCCUGAAGCUGGUCCACCUCGAGAACAACUAUCUGCGCCGCGUGCAUCCGGAAUCGUUCCUGCAGGCAUCGGGAAGUGGCGUGGAGAUGAUGCACCUGCAGCAGAAUGAGAUUGGCCGGGUGGAAGAGCUGCGCUCGCUGCUGGAUGCGUUGCCAAUGCUGCGGUUUCUGGAUCUAAGCUACAACAAGCUGGAAGCAAUCCCGUUCGGGGCACUGCGCGGUCACGGAACGCUGGAGCAGCUCUACCUGAACCAGAACCGGAUUCGUAUGAUCGAGCGAGACGCGUUCAUGGCGAUGCCAGGAUUGCGCGAGCUGCGGCUACAGAACAACUCGCUCAGCGAUCAGCUACCGAUGCCCUUCUGGAAUUUGCCAGGAUUGAAGGGAAUCGACAUCUCGUACAACAACUUCCGCAGGAUGGAUCCGAGUUUGCUGGUCGGUGUGCCUUCGCUUCGUCGGCUAGACAUCAGCGGGAACGCACUUUCCGCUAUCGAACCGAGCGCUUUCGGCAACACACCCAUGCUGGAAACGGUCAACAUUUCCUUCAACGAGCUAACGCACAUUCAUCCGGGUACGUUCCGUGACCUGCACCAUAUGUUCGAGCUGGAUGCCGGUGAUAACCGGUUGCAGGAGUUCAUCCCCGGGCUACCGCUGGCUGUCGAGCGGAUCAACUUACAACGCAACAAGAUCUCCGCACUACCGCAACCCUCUACGGGAUCCAAACUGUGGGAUCUGCCGAAUCUUCGCAUGCUGGAUGUUAGCGGCAAUGAGCUGACGCGACUCCCGAGGGCAGUGUUCAAGCCAGCACCUCAACUACGAGUACUUAGCUUGGCUCGCAAUCAACUCCAAUCGAUUGAUGAUGGCAGCCUUAGCGGGUUAACUCGGUUGGAGGUUCUCAAUCUACAGGACAAUCGGGUCCUGGCGCUACACGAACGGUGCUUCAAUCCGCUCGAGAACCUGCGAGAGCUCAAUCUACAGGGCAACCGGAUUGAGGUGCUCGUGGAUAAUCUCCUCGAUGGUAAUGCUCUGCUUGAGCAGUUCGAUGCUUCGCGCAACAGUAUCGUGGAAAUCUCGGCGAAAGCGUUCCGCAACAGCCGCUCCCUACAGACACUCGAUCUUUCAUCGAACCAGCUGCAUGAGCUACCGGAGUCCUUGUCCGGACUGGCGGAACUGCGAUCGCUGGAUCUGAGCUUCAACCAACUCACAGAAUUAUCACCCAAUUUGCUCGUUUCGUGGCGCAAUCUUGAAGAGCUCAAAGCAUCGAACAACAAGGUGAACCAGCUGCACCAGGGUUCCCUUCGAAAUCUGCCGUUACUGCAGUAUUUUGAUCUGUCCAGCAACGAGCUGACUCAGCUGGAACAUGGCUCUCUCCGGAAUCUGCCCGAGUUGCAGGAACUCGUACUGGCCGAUAAUAGGAUAACCGAGCUGAAGGAGCGUGUCUUUGAGGAUCUUCCUAAUCUGCAGGCCGUUCAUCUGCAGCAGAACAAUCUUCGCUACAUUUCACCAUACAGCUUCUAUCGAUCACCCUCGAUCGUGUACCUGAAUCUGUCGGCCAACCAAUUCCGCAGUCUGGACAAUGUUGGGCUACGCAGCAUCCGCAAUCUAGAGGUGCUGGAUCUGACCGCGAAUGGUAUUCGCAAGAUCACACCGGCUCCGUUCCGCGGUCUCGAUUGGCUCGUGGAGCUUAAGCUGGACGGUAACAGUAUCUGCGCGAUCCAGGGAGAACCGUUCGCUUCGAUGCCGCGGCUAAGGGUGCUGAGUAUGCGGAACAAUCGGAUGUCCCGCGUCCCGGAGCCCAUUUUUCGCAGUUUACGAACCAACAUAGCCAUUUUCGACGUAGACGGGAAUCCGUUGAGCUGUGGUUGCGAUAUGCUGUGGUAUAUGGCCUGGCUGCAGGAGACUCGAAGUAACGUGUAUCCGGGACCACGCUGCCGGGAUGGUAAGAUGUUGAUGGAAGUGCAGCUGUCCCGGACGGAGUGCCAGAAAUCGGCACAACGUACGAUAGCGGCCGGUGCUGGCGGUGGGCCUGGUACUAAUGUACCUCCUCCGUUGACCAACGACCAUGGCGAUGUGUUUGUGCGUGCCCUUGACUACGAUGAUUGCGGAUCGGAGAACUAUGAGAUGCCACCGGGACCACCAUACCAUCGUCCAGGCUCUCCGACCGACAGUGAUUACUUCUUUGAUCAGUAUGUGGAUCUGCCGAUCGAAGGCCAGCCUAACAAUGGGACAGCAUCGAGCGAUGAUCGGCCCGUGGCACCCGGAGGACAUAACUAUAGCUCCAACAUUGUCGAUUUCAACAAUAACAAAUUCAAUCAACUGUACAGACCACAACCGGGUGGGCCACCUGGGGGACCCGGGGUGUUGCCACCGGACAUACCGGAUACUUCGUCACCAUUUACCUUCUUUGGACUUCCGAUACCGAGCUUGAACAUUGGGAAGAUGUUUGGAGGAUCGGGUCGAAACGUGAACAAUCGAGCAUCCGGAGGGCCCGUGGUGCCGCCCAUACGGGGCAAGGGUCGUGUGCAGGUUUACAAGCAGGGUGAACCGGAGCAGAGCAUCAUCUAUCGGAAUGAUGGUGGCACGAAAUCGGAGUCCAUUUCCGUGAACACACCAGCGGAUUCGUUGGAAAAGAAUCCCGGAGCUUCGACAAACGAGAACAAUCUUUUCUAUCGGCCCUUCUUCCAGACCUCCUAUCGGCCAGCUGCUUCACCAGCAGGACCUGCUCCCGCCGGACCACCACCACAGGUGCAACAGGGUGGUUUUACACCGAUGCUGCCGGGUGCUAUCGGUGGCUUCACCCCCAUCACGGAUCCUACGCUUAAGGUGAUCAAUCAGAACUACACCGAACCAUCGGUCGGUGGCGGCGUUGGUGGUAGUCGUGGUUGGCCAACAGAAUACAAUGAACGAGUGCCGCUGGUAACCGAACCGACUCGCUAUUUGCAGCAGAACAAGUUCACGGCCACGAUCAAGCCAUCGCACAACAGUGCUCCUUACUUUGUCGAUGGUAUUACGCAUCAUCUGCCUGAGAAGAGUGAGCCGGUUGGUGCUCCCGCUACGAAUGCUACUAAUAUUGGUCACUUGCAUGGCGAGGUCAACGAUAAGGUAACAGCGAACGUCGCCGGUGAGUCGUCCAGAAACUCUGAAAUGGCCGAAGAUGAUGGGGAUGAGGAGGAGGAUGAACAGGGCGAAGAGGAUGAGGGAGAUGAGGAGGCCGAGGAAGUUCCUGGUGAGCAAGGAGCAGGAGCAGGAGCAGCCGCCGAUGUGACGACGAGAUUGUCCAUAGAAUUGGCUACUCCAACGAUAGGGCAAACGGGAUCCGCGGGAGGUUCGGUGUUCAACCACGCCUACACCACACCCACGCCCACGAUCCGUGAUCUAGCUCGGACACCUGGCCGCGAGUUUUAUGAGGGAUCCAGCAAUACGCCAACUUCCUUAUCAGCACUGAUUGCACCGUCCAGUGGUUCCGGUUCACCGCGUUCUCCGCCCGGCAAGUCCACGAUCGAGAAGGUACCGGCACCGGUCGCUUCGACAGUGACACCCUACUUCCCUAAUCCAGCGGGUGGCACCCCACCUCGACUGAUACCGGCCGGCGAUUCUGGCGCUCACUAUGGAUCUCCCAACAUCAUCGAUCUAUCGCCCACCAGCCACCACCAUCAUCAUCAUACGCAACAGGAGGACAGCGUGAAUGAGAUCCGUAAGCGCGAGGACAUGGACUGGUACUUUGCCAACUACAACCAUACGCAGCACUACGACUUUGACGAGCUCGAGCUGAAUAGCUAUCGGAGCACCAGCGUCAGGAUGUGGCCAUCCUCGAUAAACGUAAGCAUUGGGCUGCUGCUUUGGAUGCUGGUCGCAGUACGAAUCGUUUAACGAUGUCUGGGCUAGCUAGUGGGAUAGAUUUCACAGAAUGACCGGAACAGAGAGAGCGAACGCGAGAGCUAGGUUUUGCCAAAGGAAGCAACAUCACGGGAGGGUGUGGUGAUCACUCCGACGACGGGGAAUAGUAUUUGUUUUUUGUUAUCUAAUAGAUUUAAAGAUAAGAAGUAAGAAGAGUAAGAAAUACAUUUCGAUCAUUCGAUCAAUAACUCUCCGUAAUCAUCUA